This is a messenger RNA of Guillardia theta CCMP2712, 396 nucleotides long. RefSeq lists its product as hypothetical. The record is from RefSeq and is a predicted model, not a curated record. Bases 1 to 396 code for a protein of 131 amino acids. Lineage: Eukaryota; Cryptophyceae; Pyrenomonadales; Geminigeraceae. The transcript has a single exon.
AUGAACCGAACCGUGAAGGGGGGCCACGUGCUGGUGCUGGGGUCCGAGAACCCCUGGGUGGAAGCCUGCGUUCUGGCCGCCGGCGCGAAGCGAGUGACCACGCUAGAGUACGGGAAGAUCCACAGCAGGCACCCAAGGGUGGGCACGGUGACCCCCGCUGAGGCAUUCGACCUUUUCCAGCGGGGCAGGCUGGGGCCGUUCGACGCCGUCGUCACGUUCUCAUCGGUGGAGCACAGCGGCCUCGGGCGGUAUGGGGACGAUCUCAACCCCUUCGGGGAUUUGCAGGCCAUCGCCAAGGCAUGGUGCAUAUGCAGGGAAGGGGGGCAGAUGCUGCUGGGAGUGGGUAACGGCCACGACGGUCUGACACCCGCCCUCGUCCCUCGUGCCGAUCGCUGA